This is a messenger RNA of Labeo rohita (rohu), 1795 nucleotides long. It is a transcript of the gene chic1, whose product is annotated as cysteine-rich hydrophobic domain 1. The record is from RefSeq and is a predicted model, not a curated record. The coding region runs from base 5 to 526 and encodes 173 amino acids. NCBI's taxonomy places the organism in Eukaryota, Metazoa, Chordata, Actinopteri, Cypriniformes, Cyprinidae. The transcript has 6 exons.
CGUCAUGAGCGUCCUACUGCCCAACAUGGCGGACUUUGAUACCAUUUAUGAGUUAGAAGAAGAAGAUGAGAGAAUUGUGAGUGAAGAACAUCUCGUCAGAUACUGUCCCGAGCCUGUGGUCAUGCGUGGGGCUGGUCACAUCACCGUGUUUGGACUAAGCAACAAAUUUGACACAGAGUUUCCUUCUGUUCUCACAGGAAAGGUUGCUCCAGAGGAGUUCAAGACGAGCGUCAAUCGAGUAAACGCUUGCUUGAAGAAGAACCUACCGGUCAAUGUGAAAUGGCUGCUCUGCGGCUGCCUGUGCUGUUGCUGUACGGUGGGCUGCAGUCUGUGGCCUGUCAUAUGUCUCAAUAAGAGAACACGAAGAUCCAUCCAGAAGUUGUUAGAAUGGGAAAACAACAGGUUAUAUCAUAAGCUGGGGCUGCACUGGAAACUCAGCAAGAGAAAAUGUGAGAGCAACAACAUGAUGGAAUAUGUUAUUCUUAUAGAGUUCUUACCCAAAUAUCCUAUAUUCAGACCCGACUAAAGGACUUCUGCUGGAUCCUCCUGGAAGGCCCUUCAUUCCUCUCCUUAGUGCCUUGUAUAUAUGUCGGAUUGAGGGUCUUCACUGGGUUUCUACAAGACCCUUCUCCCAGUACCUUGUACAGUAGAAUUCGCAACACUGUCACUUUGCUUUAGAGCAGAUUUUGCACAUUUCCUGAUGUAGUAGAAGCGCUCCUGUGUUGCACUCAGACGUUUUGUUACAUAUAACGAGAGAUGGGAAGAAAGCAAACUCUAAAACUGUUUAAAAGUGCAUUUACCCCAAAGAGCCAUCAAGUCCUCCCCACAUACUAUAUUACGGUAUUGUUAAGAACAAGGCACCUUAUGGUGUGAAUUUGCCUUAUGUUAAAGGACAACUUUUUUAAAUCAUGUAUUCGCAGGAGUUAAAAGCGUGUCGUGUUUUAGUGUUUUCAGAGCGUGAUGAUUAGAAUUGGGCUUUUUGAUCUGGCACUUUUGCGAUCGUCUACUACACGGGGAAGUCAACGAACUGACUUGUAAAUAUCAUGGACAGGAUGUACAGUGUGGUAUACCAUGUUUACAUUAUGUAGUUUAGCUGGUUAUUCGUUUUUCGCCAAGAUAUUAUUGUAGCAUAGUUUGUUUAUAAGCCGUGUCUCUAUAACUUUACAGUUUAUAUGGACCUGUUUACCCAGUAAGCCAUAAAAUGUACGUACAAGAUGCCACUCGAGUUAGGGCUGAAAAUUGCACUUGAGCACGAGGACAAGCAGAUUGUCCUGGAGGUUUUUCGAUAUUGUUUUACAAUGUCAUCAGUGGUGUGUUUCAAAUCGAUAACAUAUGCCAAUCAAGCAAAAUUCGUUACUAAGAACAAUGUGUCAUUCGUUUCACAUCGUGAAAUUUACCUAUUCAAGUUUUUGUUGAGACAUAAUUUGUACCCUGUGUUUUUUCUUCAUGUUUUAUGUUGUUCAUGGAUGCUGUACAGCAUUGUAUAUGUAAUGGUUAAAACUGUCCCUCCUCUGUAAUUUUUUUUUUUUUUUUUUUAAUACCUGUAUGACAUCUUUGCUCCACAUGCUGUAGACAUGACUGCAUUAGUCGAGUGCCUCUGUAGAUGGUCUUGGAGCUGUGCUUAAGAGGAAUGAUUCUUUGCCUAGCAAUCUAAUGGAAAGAAAGGAAUCUGCUCUCAGUACUGGUUCUGUUAAAGUACUUGUAAAUGUUUGUCCCUACCUAAUCCUAUGAAAAGCUUCAAUAAAUUCCAGUUUUUGAACAACACUCUCUUUACAUGAAAUAAAGUACAUAUACA